AUGUCUUCAAAAACAGAUGGAGGAAGCAAAUAUUUAUGUUAUGUAUCUAUUGCAACACUUAAGCCGGAGAAAUUGCCUUUGGAACUAAUUGGGAAUGGAGCAUGCCGUUCAGUCAACGAAUUUGAUAAAAUUAGACAACUUGGGGCUGGAACUUAUGGAAUUGUUUAUGAAGGGAAGGACAAAAAGAAUGGAAAAACUGCAACUCUUAAACAAGUCCGGUUGGAUUUAAAAAAAGAAGGGGUUUCGAUUUCUGUAAUGAGAGAAAUUCAAUCUUUAAUGGAUAUUGAACACGAAAAUAUUGUCAGACUUUUUGAUGUUGUUGUGGGAAGGAAAAUUGAACAAAUAUUUUUGGUUAUGGAAUAUUGUGAUCAGGAUUUAGCUUCUCUUCUGGACAACAUGCAGACUCCCUUUAGCGAAUCCCAAGUAAAAUGUAUUUUGCUUCAAUUAUUUAAAGGUGUAGCACAUUUACACAGUCGAUUCUUCAUUCAUCGAGAUAUUAAAGUUUCCAAUUUAUUGUUGACAGAACAGGGAAUUCUAAAAAUUGCUGAUUUUGGAUUGGCCAGACUUUAUGGUGAUCCCCCUACAGAAAUGACGCCCAGAGUUGUUACUUUGUGGUAUAGAUCGCCAGAAUUGUUGUUUGGAAGUAAAUACCAAUCCCCGGCUAUUGAUAUGUGGGCGUGUGGAUGUAUAAUGGGUGAAUUACUGCUACAUAAACCUUUAAUGCCUGGAAAAGACGAAAUUGAUCAAAUUAGGCUUAUAAUUGGACUGUUAGGCACCCCAACAGAAAAAAUUUGGCCGGGAAUGUCAAAACUUCCAAUUUUGGAGAAAAUGCAAUUAAUGAAACAACCCUAUAAUAAUAUUAAAGCUUUAUUUUCUGACAGAGUGCCCGAAUGUUUAAAGCUUUUAAAUUCUUUGUUUGUUUAUGAUCCAAAGUAA
Molecule: messenger RNA, 936 nt
Organism: Meloidogyne enterolobii
Lineage: Eukaryota; Metazoa; Nematoda; Chromadorea; Rhabditida; Meloidogynidae
Source: the annotation of a GenBank genome assembly